AUGCAUAAUUCAGAAUCGUCGAUGAAUGAAAUUGAAAUACCUAGUCCUAUGAGAUAGAGCGACUCGCAACUCCAAUCAGAAAGCGAUGAUUUACUAAUGCAAAGAGAUUCGUACCCAAAAAUUCAAAAAGCAGACUCUCACGAAUCUCUAAUUUCAGAACAUCACAUUUAACCAAAAAAAUACAGAAAAAUAGUUUAAGCCUUAGACAUAAUUGGAAUGCUUGGAUUAUUAACUUAUUGCAUUUUGAUACAGUCCUAUUACUCAACAUUUUACUUGAUAUGCUUACUCCUCAUAUUGAAUUACUCAUACAUCAGUAGUUACAAAGGUGUUCAAGUUAAAGAUGGGAAACUGUAUACAUUGACUGAAUUUGCAUCCUAAUAAGAAUAGUUUCAUAAUACCAAUUAAAAUUAAGAGCAAUUUGAAAAUACAUUCAUAACCCAAUAUUGGUUGGUUCUUAAUGAUUUUAAGAAACCCAUUUGGUAAAGUUUUGUUGUCGUUUCUGCAUUCUCUUUAAUUGUUAAGCUUGUGCUGUAUCCCAUAGCAAAAAAUGGAGGUUAUAAUAUGAUGUCAAUUGACAAUUUCAGUGGACUAGAAGUCUAUUUCACAGUUAUCAAAGGCAAAGUCACUGUUUCCUCUGCAGAACAAGGUCUAGCAUUUGCACCCAAUUGCAUAAUGUUGGCUUUGGCCAUCGUCAUUCUCACUUUCAGGAAUGUACAAAUGAAGCAAGAAUUCCAUGAAUUAAAGGAUAGUCCGAUAUUGACCAAAUUUUUUAUUUUAGCUAUUGAUGCUGCUUAAUCUAAUUGUUUUGACUUGUUGUACCAAAUCUUUGAUUGGCCUUAUAAUGUGGGGGUUUUAAUUAAUAUUGCUGUUGAGAAUGUAUUAGAAUCAAUUAUUGUACUCAUGGUAAUAUUAGUGGUUAUGUAUUUCAUCAGUACACCAAUAAAGAAGGUUAUUCUUUAAAAUAAUUAAGCAGCAUCAUUCACUUUAUAGUUUACUGGGUUUUAGUUAUUUGGAUACUUUUCGAAUUAUGAAGCCCAAGCCAUUCUAUUUAUUAUCUUCUCGAUUUUUGUACUAAAUAUGCUUUGCAUCGUUAGCGAAAAGAUUAAGACACAGAGUCUCAAAGAUCAGUUUAAUCACACCAUUGGUGAAAUCUCCUAAUAAUAUGAAGAUUUUAAAUAAUUUGAAGUCUUGAUUAAAAGCUAAAUGGACAACAUUUCAGUAGACAUCAAUAAUUCCCCUAAAUUAAAGAAAAAAGGUGGAGAAGAUGAGCUAUCAGAUUUUGAAGAAGAGAAGGAUAUUUCAGAUCAAAAUUGUGAUGAAUAGGGUAAAUCAAAGGACAACCCUAAACCAAAUAGAAUUUCUGAGUUCUUCCUGGAUUAAUAAGCUAAUACUUCAAUUUAUUUUCAUAAAAUAGAAAAAGCUUGGUAUGAUUCUUUGGAAAACAUAAAAAAUACCAUUGAUAAGCCACUAGUUUCAUUAAUUGUUUUACAAAUCUUGUCACUAUGCAUAGUCAUCCUCCAAUAGACCUAUUUUUCCAUUUUGUUGGUGUGUUGGCUUAUUUUAACAGGGUUUACAUUAAAUUUUAGGAUAAUUCGAAUUGCUACAAUAUUUUGUAAUAUUCCUUCAUUAUUGAUCAAUUUUUUUACUUUCUAUUACAGCAACAUAACUGGAUUAGAUCGACCUAAUAAUUUCUAUUAAUUUUGUCCUUCCAGUGAAUACAAAGCUUUAGAUGAGUUACCAACAACAGUUUGUUAAAAACUCGGAUUCUUUUAUUAGGAUAGUUCAGCUGUUAAUUCAAUUUUGAUGAAUUGUACUUUGUGUUUAUUUUUUUUGUUCAUCAAAUAAAUAGAAGAGCAGGAGGAAAAAGAAAAAUAACUUCAAUUUAAAUCUAAUUAAAUAGAAGAAAUGCCUAGAUGGUUUAACAUUUUCUUAGCAUUUUUCUUCAGAAUUGACUUUUUAAUCAUAAUAAUAUUGUUAUAUUGGGUUGGAUUUAAUGAAAUAAAUAUCAUUUCGUUUAUUAUGAUUCUCCUUUUGAUAAUUUUUAUUGUUAAUUAGUCAAGCAAAUGCGAUUAUAGGGGGAAACGAAUACCUUUUCAACAAAAAUAUUGGAUAAUUCUCUUGGUUUAUAUGAGUUUCCUGACUUUUAUAAAAUAUCUCUACAUAUUAUUUGGAGUUUAGUAGAGUUAUUUUGUAGUCUAAAUAAUUGGCCUAAAUAUGCUCAAUAAGUAAUUAGUGUUGAAUUGGUUAUUGUUUUAUCUGACGAUAAUUCAAUAUUAUGGAUUUAAUACUGCUAUAUAUGAUCAAUAUUCAAAUAGAUUAAUAGCCACUAUCUCCUAAGUUGAAAGUGUGAAGGGCAAUCUCCCUAAUUUCAGAUAUCAUUUUGGAAUUUUGGAAACAAUGUAUGGCCAUUCAUUGAUAUGGGCAGCCUAUGUAGUCAAUAUCUGUUUCUUAUUAUUCACUCCCUACAGCUAUCUAAAUAAUUUAUUACUCCUUUAUAUAGGCAUCGUAUUCUUGUAUCAUGUGAAGUCAAUAAAUUCUUAAAUCAAUUACAUCAGAUUAAGAACCUUGUGGUACAUUUACAUGUAUUUUCUGCUGAUCGCUUUUUCAUAUAGAUAUCUAUUUUCAUUUUUUUGUGUUCCAGAUUUGGAUAAUAAAUCAAAACUAUUUUAAAAAUUCUAUGACAAUCUCUAAUUAUAUUAUUAGGAAGCUGGUCUUUAUGCCUAUUCUACAGAUAAUUUAAGAAUGGAAUAUUUGGCUGACACAUUAAACAUCUUGUUUGGUGCAUUUGCGUUGAAUUAAUUGACAAAAUUUAAGAAUUUACAAAUAAGCCAACAUAAUAAAAAUUUGGGUGAAUCUAGUUCAUAGAAUGUUCUAGAUUUGAAGAUAUUAGAUUAAUAUCAAUGGCUUAAAUAUAUUUUGAUUGGAAUUGCUCAUCUAAAUACUGAUUUAAUUACAAUAUACAUAGUCAUUUCAUGUGUUCUUUAUCUAAGAUCAAUAGCUGCAUUUAUAUUGUUAACCUUAUAUCUAAGUUAUUUCUAUCGAGUGCAUAAUACCAUUUUGGAUAUGCUAGAACAGAAAAAAAGCUUGACAAAACUCCAAACAUAAAUUUAUCUAUUGAAGCAAUUGUAUCUAUAGUUCGCUUCAGAUAUAUCUCAUAUAGAUGAACCUAAAAAAAUUAGCAGAUUGAAUGAUGAAAUUAAAUUGUUACGUUUAACAACUAGAAUCAAACUGAAAAGAAAGAUUUGGUUAUAUUCCUUUUAUUUCACUGCCUUUUGUAUUUUCCUCUCUUAUUUAUCUUAAUUUUUAUCAACUGAAUCGUUUACAGAAAAUAUCAAAUCUCCAUUGUGGGUUGAUUACACAGUGCUUAGCUUUUUUAUUUUUGGAACAUAUUCAAGAUAAUAUGUAAUUACAAAUUCAUGCUACUGUGGUUAUGAAUCAAAUAACAAUGAUUGUUAAGACACUGAUUAUGUUCAAACUGAAUCAAAUAUGUGGUAGGUUUCAUGGUUUUAUUUGUUUCUAUUGUUUGUUAAUGUUAUUGAUACUGCUUGCACAAAGAUUUUAGAAGAUGAUUUAACUAAAAGUAUAGAAAAUCUACAAGAAACUUAGGAAAUGAAUAAAAUUAAGGAAUCAAGGAUUCAAAAUUAAUCUUAUGAAGAGAGCAAAGAAACAUUUGAUAAAAAAUACGAUUUUGUUGUUUUUGUUAAAAGUCAUAGUUAAUACAAUUCAUUUGACAGAGAAGUGAUAAUUUUGAAUUACUUUACAAAUAAAAGUAGAUUUGUGAAGAUUUUACUCAAUGAAUCAUUAUUCAAAAUAUUUUAAAGAUUCCUUAUUUUACUUUACCUAUCAAAUACUUUGCUUGUUAAUACUAUAUUUUCAUUAUUCUACUUGACCAUAUCUGUUAUUUUGUUUUAAAUGAGUGCUACAGUCAAAAAUACUAAAAUGUUAAAUUCUAUAGCAAUAUUCUCAAUCCUAUUUUAGUAUUUCCUUUACCUAUUGAAUUGGACACCUUCAGAGAAUGAUAUUCCUGAGUUCGACAAUUUUACUCUCUUGCCUUAAGAUUUUAACAUUAUGGCUAAAACAAACUUAUCUGAUUAUUGGUUGGCCUUCUUAGGUUUUGAAAGCACAGAAAUCAUGGAUUGUGAAUAACUCAAAUAAAGUGUUUUUUCUAAUAUGAAGUGUGAGACUAAUCAAUUGCUAAACAUUGUCAUCGUGUUCAAUUGUCUCAUAGUGUCCUUUAUUUACCUGUAUUUUUUAAUGUUGGAAUGGUUUUGUAAUCAAAUUUUUAAGCAAUCUAUUAAAAUGAAGAAUGAAUUUAUACUUUGCAAGAAAGUACUCAGUAAUCACAGAGACAGUCAGAUUAUUAUUACUUAUAACUUAUGGAGACAGAAGAAUUAUAGUUUUAGACAUGUAUUGAUACAAACAAUUACUAUGAAUUAUCAUUUGAUUCUCUUUGGAUUUGUAUUGUUAUUGUGUGAAAUGAAUAGAUCCAUAUUUAAUCUUCUUCAAUUACUUAUAGUUAUUGGGUUUUUAUAUGCUGCUGAAUUCCAUUUUCAAUGGCCAUAUGCUUAUACUGAAAGAAGAAAAAUUAAAGCCUUCUAUCAGGCAAUAUUCACCUUGUCUGCUGUUAUCAUUGCUUUAUUUACAUUUUUGAAGGUUCCAACCUUUUUGGAAUAAUGUGUUAAUGCUUCCUAAGUGAGAGUGGAUGAAGGGAGUGGUUUGGAGUUUUAUUGCAUGGAGGCAUUUAACUUAAAGAUAGACGGACAGAUAUUCCUAAUCUUUUUUAUCUCUUUGUAUUUUGAUUUAUAGAUAUCGAGUCACAUGAGAACUACUUAAGACAACUACUAAUCUAAAUUAACUUUAAGAGCAAGGAUGGUUUCAAGAGGUCUUGCUUACAAUUACAAUUACAUAUAAUACAAGAAAAUAUUGCAAUUAUAGGAAGAGAAAAACCUCUUAAAUCAAAUAUCGGAUACGAUUGAAUAGAAGAUGAUAAUUUGGAAGAGAAGAGUUAGGGAAAUAUAGAUGAAAUAAUUGGUAAAAGAAAAGUCACUUACCAUUCAAUAAUAAUAAUAAUAUCCUUAAUUGACCGCUAGCUUCAUGACUGAACCAGAUGUUUAAAUACCGGAUCAUUAAUCAUUUUUUCGGAAAGUAUACAUAAAAAUGAUAAUUUGGAUGAGAAAUGAUAAUUAAUCCAUCAAAUUUAUGCCAUUUCACAUUUUGAUGGAUUACAUACUUUAAUAGAAUAAAAGAUUGUAAAGACACAUUUUCAUAACAAUUGAGAAUCAUCUCAUGAAUGAAACUAAAACUUAUGAAGAUGAGAUGAGAUCUCUUGAGAAAAUAUAUAGAAGAUUUUAUCAGGAAAUUGGUAAAAAUAAAGAUAAACUAAAUGAAAUGAUUUUGGAUAAGACUAUUCAAAAAGCCAUGGAGAAGUAUAAGAAAUUAUAUAAACCUUUUAAGGGAUAACAAUAUAAUAAAUAUAUUAACUAGUAGUAGUUAAACUACUAGUUAAGUAAGGAACUUAGAUUUGUUCACAUUAUUGAUGAAUAGGAGAGAAUAGUUUUGGAGUAAACCAAAUAGAAAUAUCCAAUCAAUAAAUUAAUAUCAAUGAAAACAAUCAACCUAUUUAGUUUAUUUCUCCAGGAUCUAUUUAAAUAUUGCAUUAUCAAUUGGGAUACAAUAACAAAUAUCAUUAUUAUUUGUUAUUAUUUCAAGAACUAUGCUCUCUUUGGCAUGCUCUUGCCGAUAACCAUGUUUGUUUGGGGAUUAAUAGAUGUAAACUCUAAGAUAUUUUGGAUGAUUUCCUACUCAUUAUACUUCUUUAUCAUUUUAAUGAUAUUUGUAGACUCAAUGUAUGGAGUGGUAUACAAUAAGUCAGAUUAACCUAAAUAGUAUGUUCCAUGGUAUUACGUUUUAGAUAACAGCAAUACUUUUGGUUUGUUUUAUGAGAUAUUUACAAUUUGGUUGAUUACAUUCUAGGUAUUCUUGUAAAAGUCCUUUGGUAUUUUUGAUUAUCCAUUCACAUUAAUCGAAAAUAUCUUUUAAGGCUACAUCAGAUUAAAACUCAACAAUUUUAAUAAAGAUAUGGUAGAAGAGAUAGUGUAAGAAUCAGAAAUAUAAAGAUCGAGAUCUAAGUCAGAAAUUGGUAGAAUGGAGAAUCCAGAAAUCGAGAGAAUUGAAGUAGAAAAUUAAUUAUAGGGAAGAUCUUUUUUGGAGAAGUCAGGAUUGGAAGUUGAACCUGAGAGUAUAAUGUUAUAAAUUGGAAAUGAUUUAGAAAGAAAAAUUGCAGCAAAUCCUGAAAUCAUAAGUGAUAAAUACAAACCAGGAUUUUUCGAGAAGAUAAUGUCUUAUGAGUAUGCAAGACCAGGAGUAGAUCUUUAUUUAUCUAUUGCUUCUAUUUAAGUAAUCUUAUUUUUGUAUAUGUUAUUCUUUUUCAAUUUUAUGACUGGAGAAUCAUAAAAUAUUGAAGGGUAUUUAAAGUAUAAUGAAGUACCAGCUUAAUUAGUAUUGGCAUUAGUAUUUUAAAUGUUAUUUAUGAUGGUUGAGAGAUAUAUUGAAUUAAGAGGAGACUAAAAGUAUAUUAAUUCUCAAGAAAGAGCUUAUGUAUUAUAAGUAUUGAUUCUAACUUUGGUAUUCUUAUUUGUUUAUUGCUAUUUGUUGUAACUUUGGAACAGAAAUAUCAAUGACUACAAAGACUACGAUACAUCUAUUGUAAUAUAUUUUCUGUUAUUUUGUGCCUAUUUUUAUUUAUCUGCCCUUUAACUUAGAUAUGGAUAUAGAGAAUUGAAGGUUAGGAAUCAAUUUUUGUAUGUCUAUAAUUCACUUAGCUAUUAUUUUGCAUUAGUAUUAUACUCAAUUCCAUUUUUAUAUGAUUUAAAGGUAUUGAUGGAUUGGACCUGCUUAUAUACAUCACUUGAUAUCUACUAAUGGUUUAUCCUAGAGGAUAUUUAAAGAUAAAUGUUUUUCACUAAAAUUUCUUCACAAAAGGUAAUGAAAAGACAAUUAGGCCUAGAAAUAUCAAAGAUAAGCAAAUUAAUUUUCUUUUUCUUUGUUAUUUUCAUUUUAAUUUGUAUCUUAGGUCCUUUGAUUUUGUUUUCUGCCCUCAAUCCUGCUGCAUAGAACAACCCUAUUGUCAGUGGAAGUUUCACAAUUAAUUUAGUUAAUGUGGACACCAACUUAAACGUUUAAUUUUAUGAAUCCAGCCAAUUGUUUGGAUUAGAAUUACCUUUUUUAACUGAUUACUCUGAAAUCAAAGAACUGACCAAAUAAUAAAAAAUAACGCAAUAAUAAAUAGAUAAUUCAGGGGGAAUCUAAAGAUUUUAAUUAUCAGAUUUUUCAAAUUAGAAAUGGCAGGUCUCGCUUCCCCUUUAUAAUUAAUUGAUUAGAGAAUUGAAUCAAACCAUAACCCUGGAUGAAAAAUACCAUUUUUUGUUUAACGUGACUUUUACCUUUAGAAGACGUUUCUAAUUUAUCCUGCCUUCUAUGUAUAAAUUUUCAUAUCCUUAUAAUCCUCUAAUAAAUGGAGAAAAUGGGACAGUAGGAUUAGGAUUGGAUCAACUAAAAUACAUUAGGAAUGCCGCCAUGGCUUGUAAUACUUCAGGAGUCAUGUUACCCAAUUUCUACAUAGAGGCUCUGAGAAUUUACUAAAGUUCUGCAACAAAUUAUAACACUACACCUAUUUAUGGAAAGGAUAUUCCAACUGCAUAGGAUGUUUUCUUGAAUAUUAACUGUUCUUAUGGAAAUACAAAUCCUCUUCAAGGAGUUUCAAAUUGGGAAUUUCAGUAUGCUGGAAAUAGUAGCUUAUUUUUGAACUCAUCAAAUUUAACUUUGCCUGAUGGAUUAUUAUAUUUUGUAAUCUGUGAUAAUUACUCUGUCUUAACAUAUGGAUUAAGUGUUAUCACUAUUUACACAACAGUCAUUCUUCUAAUAGCUAAGUUCAUUAGAAGCACAUUCUCUUCGCAAGUAUUUAUGUUGGAGUUUACAUAAAUGGUUUAACCAGAUGAUCUAUUAUCAAUAUGUUAAGCUGUAUCUGUAGCCAGAUAGCUAUAAAACUAUAGAAAAGAAAAUUUGUUAUAUUUUGAGUUGAUUGAUAUUCUGCGAUCUCCAGAAUUAGUGAAAGCAAUGACAGGUGCUUGGUCAGAAAAGUUUGACUCCUAAUAGAACAACUAAAAAGAUGUUAAUGUCAAAGUCUUGUAAAAUUAGAAACAGCAUAAUGAAGAAUCUAAAUUAAAGUAAGACUGA
This is a messenger RNA of Paramecium tetraurelia, 8235 nucleotides long. RefSeq lists its product as uncharacterized. The record is from RefSeq and is a predicted model, not a curated record. Gene Ontology annotation, biological process: regulation of membrane potential; cellular response to mechanical stimulus; detection of mechanical stimulus. Gene Ontology annotation, molecular function: mechanosensitive monoatomic ion channel activity; monoatomic cation channel activity. Gene Ontology annotation, cellular component: membrane. The transcript is spliced from 9 exons. Lineage: Eukaryota; Ciliophora; Oligohymenophorea; Peniculida; Parameciidae.